Molecule: messenger RNA, 663 nt
Organism: Batrachochytrium dendrobatidis JAM81
Lineage: Eukaryota; Fungi; Chytridiomycota; Chytridiomycetes; Rhizophydiales
Exons: 3
Coding region: 1-663 (220 amino acids)
Biological process (GO): intracellular copper ion homeostasis; mitochondrial respiratory chain complex IV assembly
Cellular component (GO): mitochondrial inner membrane
Molecular function (GO): copper ion binding; copper chaperone activity
Source: RefSeq, a predicted model, not a curated record
AUGACCAAAAAAAGCGUGGUGUUCUUUUUGAUCUCUGGUGUUGUUUUACUCGCUUACUUUUACUAUGAACAGCAGCAGGCCAAGGCUGAACAGGAAGCAAAAAAGUCUGAGGGAGUCGGUAAGCCUAAAGUUGGUGGUCCAUUUUCGCUUGUCGAUCAAACUGGUCGUCCAGUCACAGAUCUAGACUAUCGUGGUAAAUACAUGCUCCUGUAUUUUGGAUAUACGUUUUGUCCUGAUGUGUGUCCAGAGGAGCUUGAAAAAAUGGCCGAGAUUGUCGAUUUCCUCAAUGGUAUGGAGGGAUACUCGCAGGAAACAAUUGUGCCUAUUUUCGUCUCAUGCGAUCCAAAGAGAGAUUCUGUCGAGUCAAUUCGUGAAUACCUUCAAGAUUUCCACCCCAAAUUCAUUGGUUUAACCGGCACCUACAACCAAAUCCGUCGUAUAGCAAAAGCGUAUCGUUUGUAUUUUAGUGCUCCUCCACAGGCUGUUGACGAAGAUGAAACAGACUACUUGGUUGAUCACUCCAUUUUCUUUUACCUUGUUGGUCCAGAUGGAGUGUAUAUUUCCCAUUUUGGAAAAAACGAGACUGCCGAAGAGGUUACACUUAAAAUCAUUGACCAUAUUAAACAAGGACGGACUACGCGAGAUCUGUUUUCCAAAAACUAA